Sebastes umbrosus (honeycomb rockfish) is the source of this 2649-nucleotide messenger RNA. It is a transcript of the gene crlf1a, whose product is annotated as cytokine receptor-like factor 1a. Lineage: Eukaryota; Metazoa; Chordata; Actinopteri; Perciformes; Sebastidae. Gene Ontology annotation, molecular function: protein binding; cytokine receptor activity. The record is from RefSeq and is a predicted model, not a curated record. The coding region runs from base 650 to 1840 and encodes 396 amino acids. Gene Ontology annotation, cellular component: external side of plasma membrane. Gene Ontology annotation, biological process: cytokine-mediated signaling pathway. The transcript has 9 exons.
GGUUAAAUAAAGGUUAAAUAAAAAAAAAAUUCAGCAUUAAAAAAAAAAAAGCAUUCAAUCAUCUAAAGAAAUAUUGGUCGACUAAGACCAAAACGACCAAUUAGUCGACUAAUUAACUAAGAGGAAGCAACCCUAGCAGAAAGUGAAUGGACUCCCCUACCCAUCACUGAAGAGAGGGAGAGGUUGAAGAGGAAAAAAAAGAGCAGUGAAAGGACGGAAAGAGGGGUGUGGGAAGAGAAAGAGAGAGAGAGAGAAGAGAGAGGAGGGGCUUAUAAAGUAUGAACUUGUGUAUGAUUUGAGCUGCAGGAAGCAUUAAGAAGAGGAAAGAGUGCAACCAGGACGAGCUAUACUCACUCUUUUGAGCCUUUUCCUGAGGACGUGUUGCUUCAUGGCUUCUCACAGGGCCACUUUUUCCAGCUGGUCACACUUUGUCUAGUUGCUCUCCUUCUCUCCUUCUCUCCUUCUCUCCUUCUGUCCUCUCAGUUGUCUUCUUGUAGCUUUUUGUUUUUCCUCUCUCCACACUGUGCGUAAUUUCUAUCCAGGAUCGAGAGGAAAAAAAGUCGACAUCACAACAACACGAGGACUGAAGAGGAAUCAAGACAGAGAUUUAUAUAUAUAUUUCUAUAAAAAAGCAGCUGUGAGGUGGAAAAUGAAAGCCUUGUUGGAUAUCUGCUGUCUUUUCCUCCUGCUGCUGCUGCACACUCCCGGCGUGCUGUCCUUGUCCACACAUGUAGCAGUAAUCUACCCCCAGGACCCCGUCCUCCGCAUGGGGUCCAACCUGACCGCCAGCUGCUGGGUCCACCCCGACCUCGGCGUCCACGCCAGCUCUCUGUUCUGGACGCUCAACGGUCAGCAGCUGCCCAGCUCGCUGUACAAAGUGCUGAGCCCGACCAACCUCAGCGUGACGCUGGCCGGACUCAACGCCUCCCGGCAGACGUCCGGCGACAAUUUGGUCUGUCACAACCACAAGGGACACAUCCUGGCCGGCUCCUGCCUCUACGUCGGCAUGCCUCCAGAGAAGCCGGUCAAUCUGACCUGCUGGUCCAGGAACACCAAAGACCUGACAUGCAGCUGGGCCCCGGGAGGAAGAGGAGAGACUAACAUCAGCACACAGUAUACGCUCAAGUACAAACUCAGGUGGUACGGCAAAGAGAAGGAGUGUGAGGAUUACACUCAUACGCAGCCUUACUACUGCAGCAUCACGCGGGACCUGCACCUCUUCACGCCCUACGAGAUCUGGGUGGAGGCCUCCAACCAGCUGGGCCGGGCCACCUCCGACGUCAUCACCCUCGACAUCCUAGACGUGGUGACCACGGACCCUCCAGCAGGGGUGACGGUCAGUCGCGUCGGGCAGCUGGAGGACCAGCUGAGUGUUCGCUGGGAGGCGCCGCCCGCUCUCAAAGACUUCCUGUUUCAGGCCAAAUACCAGAUCCGCUACAGACUGGAGGACAGCCAAGACUGGAAGGUGAUGGAUGACGUUGGGAAUCAGACAUCUUGUAGAUUGGCUGGAUUGAGACCUGGAACAGUGUAUUUUGUCCAGGUUCGCUGUAACCCCGUGGGCAUCUACGGCUCUCGCAAAGCUGGGAUCUGGAGCGAGUGGAGCCAUCCUACUGCUGCGUCCACACCCCACAGUGAGCGGUUGAUGUCGGGCUCCUGUGACUCAAAGUCCAGCGGGGAUUCCAACUCCACCCUUCGCAGGGAGCUGAAGCAGUUCUUCGGCUGGGUGCGGAAACACGCCUACGGCUGCAGCAGCAUGUCCAUGAAGCUGUACGACCAGUGGAGGGUGCUGAUGCAGAAAUCCCACAAAACUCGCAACCAGGUAGGUUCUCCAAGGGGAUAAAUCGUAGCACACGCUGCCUUUACGAGUCAAGAACAGAACCGAGUGAGUGUGUUUUUGUCUAUGUGUGUGUGUGUGAGAAAGAGAGAUUGUAUUCGUAUAUGGGAAUUAUAAGACAUUGUGCUCUGGACAUUUUGUGCGAAUACCAGCCGUGGCCGUGAGAGGACAUCCGACGAGAAACUGGGAUUUCCUUUCUUUAUUGCGUCUUUUCCAGCCGACAUGAGCGCUUUUUCUGUCUGAAAAGGUGCAACUGAGAAGGUGGAACUCGCCACGGACAUCCUGGUAUCAUCAUUAGCAAGAGACCAUGUGGACUACUUUCUCAAAAGGACAUUGUAGCAUGAAUAACAAAGACGCUCCUGCUCUAAAUGUGCACCAAGGUGAUCAAAACAAACUAACUAGAAGAGCAUCUGAAAGUAUUCUGACCUUUUUUUUCCGAGUUCCUCCUGUGGAUCCAAAGCACCAUCUAGUGGCCGUUCGGCGUCCAUGGAUGCUCCAAAUCAAAGCUUUAACUGUGGUAAAAAAGAAACAAAAUGAUCAUACAGUAUUUCUGAGUCAUGCUUUGUUAUAUAAGUGCCAAACUGGUUCAGCCAGCAUUCAUGUGUUUCUGAGCGACCGUAUGUGACUGAUGACGUGAUGGUGUUUGUGUAUGGAGACGUUUCACUGCCUUUAUUUUUGUACUGAAUUGUACCAGCAUAUUUAAAACUGUAUAAAGUUAUGUUUUAUGUCUUAAGUUAUGUUUAGUUAGUAAAGAAAUAUCAAUGACUGAAGUUGUUAUCGAUCUCUAAUGUUGUAUAAAAAUGUUGUCAGAAACA